Messenger RNA from Bipolaris victoriae FI3, 1044 nucleotides. RefSeq lists its product as hypothetical. The record is from RefSeq and is a predicted model, not a curated record. NCBI's taxonomy places the organism in Eukaryota, Fungi, Ascomycota, Dothideomycetes, Pleosporales, Pleosporaceae. Bases 1 to 1044 code for a protein of 347 amino acids. The transcript has a single exon.
AUGGCCAAACCAAAAAUCCUCGUUGUCGGUUGUGGUGCGACGGGCCUUACUCAUGGCUACUAUUUUUCUGCUGGAAAUGAAGUGACUUUCCUCGUUCGACCUGGUCGGAAGUCUGCCUCCCUCCCACCAAAGAAACUUUAUAACUACGAAGAAGACGCGCUACAUACGUUCUCCAACUACCAAGUCAUCGAGUCAACAGCCGAAAUACAAGACACGGAGUUCAUCCUUGUGUUCAACACACUUGAUAUACACACUGCACGCUCCGAAAGCGGUGCUGCUACGCUGCGCUCUGUUGGCGACAUGAUCCGAGGAACCUCAUCAUUUCUUGUUCAUAAUGUUGCUGGUCCCGGGAUGCUAGACUUUUACGCAGACACAAUGGGAAUUCCGAAAGACAGGCAUAUUCUCGCGCUCAGCAUGCUCGCUCACCAGCCAACAACCAUGAUUUCCUUCCCAGAACGUGCGGAAAAGGGCGUAAUCACCCAGGCAGACAUGCUAUAUAGACCUCAUGCCGGAGGCAUCGGGCUUGUAGUGUUCAAGUCCAACGCGCAUCUCUGUAAAAGACUGUCUGAGGUUUAUUCUCAUGAUAACAAGCUCAAAGUCUUGAUUGUACCUGGGUUUCUCGAGGUAUUCAUUGACCUAACUAUGGUACUGCUUGCUGCGUGGUUCGUCGAUGGCUUCCGCCCGCUUGAUCGACUUCGUACAAACACAAUACUUUGGGAGCUCAUGAUGAAUGCUCAAAGAGACGUCUUAGGCUUGCCUAAAUUCGGCUGGCUCGGGUGGGUCUUACGGUGGUUAAUUGGGUCGUGGGUCACUGAGAACUACUUGUUUCGGCCUCUAGCGGAUCCGAUGGCGCCUCUUCCAAUGCAUGAGUUUCAAUCUUUUCAUCAUGGAGGUAAGGUAGUACAACAGGACCUAAAAUACAUAAUGGGUCUGGUAGAGGAGGGUAAAAAGGUAGGAAGAGAGAUGUCAGCGCUGGAGGAGUUAGCAACAAAAGUAGAGAAGAAAUUAAAAACAAGAGUGAGCGAGGAGAGGAAGAAACUAUAA